Messenger RNA from Thunnus maccoyii (southern bluefin tuna), 5320 nucleotides. Its product is annotated as synapsin-3-like. Gene Ontology annotation, cellular component: synaptic vesicle membrane; synaptic vesicle. Lineage: Eukaryota; Metazoa; Chordata; Actinopteri; Scombriformes; Scombridae. Gene Ontology annotation, molecular function: ATP binding. Gene Ontology annotation, biological process: neurotransmitter secretion. The record is from RefSeq and is a predicted model, not a curated record. The coding region runs from base 526 to 2133 and encodes 535 amino acids. The transcript has 15 exons.
AUUGUGGAAAAACAGAGCGGGCAGAGGAGAGAAAGAGAGAGAGAGAGGGUGGGGGGCUUGACUGGGAGGCUGAGGAGGACCGUGGACCUGAACGCAGAAGAAGAAGCAGCAGCAGCAUCACAAGAAGAAGAAGAAGAAGAAGAAGAAGAAGAAGGGUCAUCAUCCGACACUUGCUCAUCACUGACCGCUCAGGUCAGCAGCAACAGAGCCUGGGGUUCCUGUGGUUUCCUCCCACUGUGGAUAUACUGCGGGGAGAAAGAAGAGGCAAAGCCCUGAAGGAUUUAAUAGCUUCAGAUGUGCUUAGGCGUGGAGAGAAAGCAGCUUAUAGGGUGUUGAGAAAGUGGGGAAUGUGCCAGUGGUGUAAAGAUAGUGAUUUCCAGCAUUUCAGCAGACAGCUCCUUAUCUGUCCAAUGGGGAUCAAGUCGUUACAAAGAGGCCUGAGCUGGCAUUCAGUGGCCGUGUGAAUGAUUACAGGUGUUCUUCCCCUCAUCUCCUCUGGCCUGACCGACCCACCAGCCCGUCACCAUGAACUACCUUCGCCGGCGUCUGUCAGACAGCAGCUUUGUGGCUAACCUACCCAAUGGCUACAUGAUGGAUCUGCAGAGGCCGACCCCUCCAGGUUCAUCCACGUCUUCUCCCGCUUCCCCGGCCACAGAGAGGAGACAGCCGCCCAGCAUCCCGAGCCAGACCCAGGGCUCGACCUCAGGCUCGGCCUCAGGCUCGGCUUCAGGCGCAGGGAGCUUCCUCAGCUCCUUCUCCAGCGUGGUGAAGAGCGCCCAGAUGGCCCAGAACGUUGCAGCCGCAGCACACGCUAAAUCAGCUGCUGCAGCAACAGCUGCUGAAGGAGGAAGCAGUCAGCCACCCAAACCUGUCAUACGCAAGCCCAAGAUCCUGCUGGUCAUCGAUGAUCAGCACACAGACUGGGCGAAGUAUUUCAGAGGCAAGAAGCUGAAUGGAGAGUAUGACAUCCGCGUAGAACAGGCGGAGUUCUCAGAGAUCAACCUGGCCUCCUACGUCAACUCAGGAUGUAUGGUGGAUAUGCAAGUCAACAAGGGUGGCACCAAAGUGGUCAGGUCCUUCAAGCCCGACUUUGUCCUGAUUCGCCAGCACGCCUACAGCAUGAUCCCAGGAGAGGACUUCAGGAACCUUGUAAUUGGCCUGCAUUUUGGUGGCGUCCCCAGCAUCAACUCUCUCUUCUCCAUCUACAACUUCUGCAGCAAACCUUGGGUGUUUUCUCAGAUGAUUAAGCUCUACCACUCCCUUGGUCCUGAGAAAUUUCCCCUGAAUGAACAAACCUUCUAUCCCAACCACACACAGAUGGUUACAGCCCCUUCCUACCCUGUGGUGGUGAAGAUGGGCCAUGCGCACGCCGGCAUGGGAAAGAUCAAAGUUGAAAACCAACAGGACUUCCAGGACAUCACUAGCGUGGUGGCUUUGGCCGGGACCUAUGCCACUACCGAGCCCUACGUCCAGUCCAAGUAUGAUAUCCGUAUCCAGAAGAUCGGCAACAACUACAAGGCUUACAUGAGAACAUCCAUCUCUGGCAAUUGGAAGGCUAACACAGGCUCUGCCAUGUUGGAACAGAUUGCCAUGACUGACAGAUACCGGCUGUGGGUGGACUCCUGUGCUGAGAUGUUUGGUGGCCUUGACAUCUGUGCAGUGAAGGCUGUCCACGGAAAAGAUGGCAAUGACUAUAUCAUUGAGGUGAUGGACAGCUCCAUGUCUCUGAUUGGUGAACAUGUGGAGGAAGAUAAACAGCUGAUCACAGAGCUAGUCAUCAACAAGAUGGCGCAGGUUCUGCUGGGAGUUUCCACACCUCAGCCAUCCUCUGUUAAGACCACACAGCCCAGACGAGGGGGACACCGCUCUGCCUCCGCCUCUCCCUCCCAGUCAGCCCAGGGUUCACCACAGCGAGCCCGGUCAGCCAACACCUCACCCAGUCAGGCCUUCCAGCCUGGGCCCAUCCCCACCGCCGGACCUGGGGCUCAGAAACAGUCACCACAGCUAAACAAAUCCCAAUCGCUGACCAACACCUUCACAGAGACGUUACGAGGAAACGUGACCGACGACGAGGCCAAAGCUGAGACCAUCCGCAGCCUCCGACAGUCCUUUGCCAGCCUCUUCUCCGACUAAGAGCCUCUUCAGACGCUUCUGCUUUCUGUCAGUUGUCAGGUUAAAAGAAAAACCUGACUGGUUAAUCUGUUAAGGAGUCUCCUUCCUCCUCACAGCCUCAGCUUCCUGUUAUUUUUCUUUCCUAAGUAUUUGUGAAGUUUAACACCUGCUGUCCACAGAUAAAUUUACCACUUGAAAGGCCAACUGAUUUUAGGUGUCCGAGACAAAGGCCACCAAGCUGUUGACUGAAGAUGUCAAAUAUAGUCAUCACCUGUAUUUCCUCUGGUGAUUUAUGAACAGACACACAGAGGGUAGGUGUUGGAAAAAACCAUGUAAAGGUAUUGUUAAACUGACAUAUUUGUCUUCCUUACAGGAGAUUCUUAGAGAUGUAGGAGGUCACCUCAAAGUCAGAAUCAAACCAAACCCCAUUUAAAUUUCUGUUACUUUUACUCAGAUUGAUUGUCCUGUCUGUUUCUUCUCUGCUGUUCAUACCAGUUAAGACCAGAUGAAGAAAUAGAUCCAUAUAAGCAUCAGUCCAGCCUUUCUCUUGUUAAAUCUUUGCAGACAUGGAACUGCAACCCACUCCUUAUACCCAUAAUCCCUUGUGUUUUUAUUGAACGGCACUGAAGGGCUCAUGGUAGGAGGAGAGCCUAUUUCAGAAAGAAUCAACCCAAACAUGUGACUGAUCCCUAAAACUAAGAUCAGCAGUCAGAUAUUAACAACUUGGCCUUUCUAGUGGUAAAUAAUUACAGUAAAUAAUCAUAAUCUAGCUCGUACUGCUUGGGAUAUUGUCGUUAUUCUGCAUUCAGUUUGUCCAACCAGUGAAACUGUUUAUUAUCUGGUCAUGUUUGAUUUGUCUAUAUAUAUAUAUUUAUUUAUAAUUCAUUUAAAUUAUUUAAAUUGACAUGCAGCUUCCGAAACAUUUGCAGAUGUCUACGGCAAUAUUCUUAUCUUAAACUGUUCCAGUUAACUUAUGAGAAAUGUACUGAAUCCUCACAGCUCACCAGCGAUUCUGAGCAUCUUGCCAGCAGCCACAUUUCUCAGACAUCCGUGUGCUGUAGACACAUAUUGGCUUACGUAGUGACUCCUCUACCUUGGCCUGACAUUACCAAAGUGCUUUUUAAUAAAACCGAAAAAAAAAAAUCCCCCACGCACUGGGUCAAGAAAACAAUCACACAGCUAAUCAACCUUUGAGCUUGUGAUUUCACAAGGUGCAAAUGCUGUACUGGCUUACAGCCAUCGUCUUCCAUCACAGCUCAGAUCUUCUCCUCCAGUCCUUCUUUUUUCGUUAUUUAGUGUGUUGUGCUUUGUGAAUAGCACUACGGAAUAUUUUUUGUGGGGGAUUUGUAUCAUACCUACUAUUGCUGUGUGUUUUAAGGCGAACAAUGAGGACGUAAUAUUUAGAGACUUUUAAAGAACCUAAAUUUCCACUGAGAAAGAAGAGGUUUGGUUGUAUAACAUCGCAGCCUAUAACUUUAUUCUCUACUACUAAUGAGACUGCAGAUAAUUUAUCAUUGAAAGUGUUCAUUUUCAUCUUGGUCAAAUGAUGUGUAUGCAACAUCUGCAGUGGUAGCAGCAAAAGCAGACAGCCUCUUCAAAUAUUCAUCCUGCUUUGGAACUGCAUGCAAAUGUUUAGUGAAUGUUGUAGAGUCGAAUUGGUAUUUCCUAACAGAAACCCACCACAAGCUUGUGAUCUUAAGUACUCUUUAAAGCAGCAAAACCAAUAGUAACACUUUAUUUUAUGGGUCCCAAUAUUUCUUCAUAAUAAUUCCAGGAAGUUUCCUGUAAAGGACUGUUUAAUUUGGUGCAAAUUCUAGCAAAGAUAUAGACAAUGUUCUGAGAAAGUACUCAUAGUAAGUAUCCAGAAAAAUGAAACGAUGUAGUAGUUGCUUUGUUUAGCACAGUUUCAGGCGGUUGUUGAUUCCCUCCAAAGAAAGGCAUCGCUACAUUAAAUUGAUGCUCCAAGUUAGUUAGUAACGCCUCAACAUUUUGACUUUAUGUAUUCGUCAGUAAUAGCAUAACUGAUGAAAACAUAUUGUCUACAAAUUGUAGUAAAUUUGUAACAAAUUGUAGUAAAUUGUAUUUUUUUGCCUUCUUUCUGAAGCACCUGAUACAGUAUUGAGACAUGCGUACAUUAUGUUGUAGCCAUCACUUUUUUCAGUCAUUAUUAACUGUCACUGACUGAAGAUACAUUUGGAUACAUAUAAAUAUUCCUUUAUUUAAUGGAAAUCUUAUUUUCCAAUUUUGUAUAUAAAACUACUGUACUUUAGUAAAAGAAAAAACUUAAACGUACACCAACUAUAAAUACUGUCUCCUUUUUCUUUAUAAUUAGCACCAAAUUAAGUUUUUUCAAGGAACCUUCCUAAAAACACAUACAGGUACAUAUCAUAAAAUUACUAUUACUAUAUUAUUAUAAGGGAACAGCAAGGGCCCAUAAAGAAAACUGUUAUAAAAUAAACAAAAAAAAAAACCAGGAGUGACUCUAUCUUCAGAUUUCUGUGCAGAGCACAAUAACAAUCAGUUUAUGGCUCUUUUUGCUGGAAAAUUAUCAACAUCUCUGUAAUUCCUGAAUAAACCUAGAUUACUUUUUUAUAUUUGAUUCAGAGAAAGUUAGUGUCAUUAGGUGUCAGAGUGACUGAAAUAUCAGUGUGACUUCAGUUUCUUUUUACAAAGAGGACAUGAAUAUACUACUGGUUGACAUGCAGUUUAAAUGGACCUGUCAUUAAUCCAAAGUCUGAAGUUCUUAUAGUUCUUUUUAAAGUAAUACAAUUGUUAAUAAUAAUAACAACAACCAUAACAAUAAUGAUGAUAAUAAUAAUAAUAAUCAUAAAAAUAAUAUGGACCCUUUUUAAGGUAAAUAUAAUUUAAAUGCAUGAAGCUGUAUAAAAUGUAUGGUGGUGUGUGUGGGUGUGUAUGUGUGUGUGUGUGUGUGUGUGUGUGUGUGUGUAUAGUUGUAAAUUAGCCAUUAUGAUUAAUAAUGACUACAACAAAAAAUAGAAAAACUGCCCAUAUUUGCAAUAAUUAUGUUAAUAAUAAUUGUUAGGUUUUCAUGCAAGUUUGAUUUAAAACCUUGAAGCUUAAAACUUUGCCUUUCAGUCUCACUGGCAGUGACAUGAAAAACUUACAGCACUACUUCAACAUUUUGGGAAAUACGCCUAUUUGCUUUCUUGCUGAGAGUUAGAUAAGAAGAUUGUUACGACUCUUAGCU